This is a messenger RNA of Diospyros lotus (date-plum), 981 nucleotides long. RefSeq lists its product as uncharacterized. The transcript has 5 exons. The record is from RefSeq and is a predicted model, not a curated record. Lineage: Eukaryota; Viridiplantae; Streptophyta; Magnoliopsida; Ericales; Ebenaceae. Bases 332 to 727 code for a protein of 131 amino acids.
CAUCGUUCAGCUUUCUCUCUCUUUCUACAGCGAAUUUCUGGUAAGAGAGAGAGAGAGAGAGAGAGAGAGAGAGAAUUCAGUAUUUAUAGCUGUCGCUGAGAAGGAGGUGAGCAGGCGGAAUCACGAAAGCGUGCUCAAGCAGCUCAACCAUCACAUUCAGAGCUUUGAUUUCUUCUCUAAUCAACUCUCCUAUUUCUCUUCUUUCGCCUCCAAUCCGAUUCAACUUCUCCACCGUGAAAAUCCACCAGAGAACAGCUUGGCUGUUUGAUUCGGUUUCCCGGAGACUGACUGAACACCAUGGGGUGUGCUGGAUCGUCGCACGCCAAAGGCGAUGAUGUUUCUAGAUGAUGAAGGAACAUGCUGGGAAGAAGGGAAGGAGACUCCUAAUGAACUAGCUAGACUCGAGCAUGCCAUAAAAGACAAUACUAAAAAAAUACGAAAGCCGAAGCCUUGGAAGCACUCAGAAACAAUAACAAGAACACAACUCAAACAGAUGCGUGAAGAGUUCUGGGACACUGCUCCACACUAUGGAGGACAAAAAGAGAUUUGGGACGCACUGCGAGCUGCUGCAGAGGCUGAUUUAACCCUUGCUCGAGCAAUUGUGGACAGUGCUGGCGUCAUUGUUCAAGCACCCGACUUGACAGUAUGUUAUGACGAGAGAGGUGCCAAGUAUGAAUUGCCCAAGUACGUUUUGAGCGAACCAACAAAUUUAAUGCGGGAUAGCUGACAAUUGACAAACUGAUUGUGGUGAUUACGGACUGUAAAUCAUGUAAAUUGUAUCUUCUGAAAUGCAUCAAAUCAGAGUUUUGCCCCUAUACUUGUUCCUCAAGUCCAUUUCAAGAAUGCCCCAUGCCAAGAUUUCUGCAAAGAACAACAACUACUAUGUAUUUCAUGCAUCGUGUGGAAUUUGUAGCAUUGCAAUUCUUUUUCCCUCAAUUAAUAUAUUCCUGUUUUAUAUACCCCCCCCGUCUUUUAUCUGUG